CCAAGUCAUCUCCCGCACUCUCUUUCUUCAGCUUCCCGCCGGCGAUUUCCCUAUUACCGUUUCAGACUCGUGGUUAGUGCACCGAGCAAUCGAUCGCUGUAGACGGCGAAUAUGGCCCCACCGAACUCCGGUCGCACAAUAUCUCAACAAGCCUUCGAUGAAUUAGUGAAAGAAAAUAUUGAAGAUCUUGGAAUGGACCCAACAGAAGCCCUUGAAGACGCCAUUCAAACCCUAUCUCUCCAAGGCGUCGAUCUCUCCGGUAUUGUGACUAGCGUUUCGGGAUCUGGGGAGGAAAAUCCGGUAAUUCAAUCACUUGAGAGGCUGAAGGAAUUGGAUCGUGAUUGGAAGCAGGGAGACGGGGAUAAGAGCGACGUGAAGCAAAUUAUUGAAUGGUUAGAUAAGUUAAAUGAUGUGUGUAAUGUUGAUGGAUCAGGAAAUGCUGCUAUAGCAACUAAGAAUGGUGCUGUAGGAUUGGUGUGUUCCAUAUGUUGUAAACUUGGGAGUGGAUUCGAUCAGGGCCUUGUUUCAGCUCUGAAGACGUUGGCUUCUUUACUUCAUGAUCUACAGAGCACUGAAAUGUUUAGAGAGAGUAAUGGUCCAAAGAUGGUUAUGAAUAUCCUAAACAAUAGGAAAGAAAACAUAAGCAUCUUGAACAGCGGAUUGUCUGUUGUUUCUGCAGCUGCAACUGGUAAUGCGGUCCUCAAGGAGGCAUUUAUGAACUUGAAAAUUGAUGAGCUGAUUCUUCAAUGUUUAAGAGAAUAUAGUAGGGGGAGCAUUCCUUAUUUAUAUGACGCUUUACGAGUCUUGCUAACAUCUGAUGAUAAUCGUGUUGUGGCCUCUGAAGUUUACGGGUACGCCAGAAGGUUUGCCAAAAUUGGAAUUGUCGAAGCGCUUGUUGGUUCACUUCAUGAAGGGAUAAAGUCGCCUAGUCUAGUGUCUGCAAGCAUCGCUUUGAAGGCUGUUGCUGUUAAUGAUGAAAUAUGCAGAGCUGUUGCUGAUAAUGGUGGUAUAGAUGCAACUCUUCGAUGCAUAGAUGACAGCAGUGAACAGGGUGAAAAAGUUGUGGCCAGAACUUGUUGCUCCUUGUUAUCUAAGUUGGCAGGAAGUGACAUAAACAAGAGUGCUAUUGUAGAAAAGGGUGGCAUGGACAAGCUUAUUAAACUUGCAACAAGAUUUUCUGAUGAUCCGUCUAUGCUACAAGAGGUCAUGUCUAUGAUUACCGUACUGUCCUUGAGGUCUCCAAAUAAUGCUGCCCGUGCAGUUGAAGCUGGAGCUGGUGAUACUGUUAUCCAAGCUAUGCAGAGGUUUCCAGAAUCAGAGCAACUGCUAAAAAGCUGUUGUUUCAUGAUUCGAAAUCUUGUGGUUAGGAAUCCAGAAAACAGAACUAUUUUGCUUGGUAAUGGCAUUGAGAAGCUCAUCAGAAAGGCCAAGAUGAAUCACAAGAGCUGUAAGAAUGCUGCAACUGAUGCACUUAGGGAUCUUGGACAAGAUAACUAUAACUUGUAAUUCACACCAGUAGUCCAAGCUAAGUUUUUGUUGGUCUCCCCACCCACCCCCACCCCCCCCAAACCCAAGAACCCCGCUCACAGUCCUCACCAACUCUCUAGGCCUGUAAAAGGGAGAAGAUCAUGCCGUUUAUUUUGGAUAGAUUUGCUUGAUCGAUGCACUUCCAGAUACUCGAAUACUUACCGUCUAUUAUACUUAAAAGAUGUAUGAUUUUAUAACUUAA
Molecule: messenger RNA, 1729 nt
Organism: Nicotiana tabacum (common tobacco)
Lineage: Eukaryota; Viridiplantae; Streptophyta; Magnoliopsida; Solanales; Solanaceae
Molecular function (GO): protein binding
Source: RefSeq, a predicted model, not a curated record